UAUUUUCUCAAAAACUCAGAAAAUUUUGCUACUUUCUGACACCCUUUUGGCAGAGCUUCACAGAACUUCAAUCAAAGAAGCAGCUUUCUUUUUUCCUGUUUUAAUUCUAUUCUUUUUUUCGUACACGUAACAAGUAACUACAAUAUGUUUUCUGUGAACUCUGCCGCCGAUUCUUUUCUCCUCCAACCACUCUUUCUUCAUGCUUUCUCGAGCUUCCUCCACCUCUUAUUGGUGGUGGUGAUUUUGGUGUUGUGGAUUUGGAAGAAAGUCAGAGUGGGAGCUUCUGCUACUGGAUAUGAGUCUAAUAAGACUAAUUAUAAUAAGAAGGCUCUGUUUUGUUCUGUUUUUGCUUCAGCAUUUAACCUUAUCCUAUGUCUCUUUAAUUACUUCUAUUGGUAUAGAAGUGGUUGGUCAGAAGAAGAGCUCGUGACUCUUUUGGAUUUGGCACUCAAAGCUCUUGCUUGGGGUGUUGUUGGUGUUUGCUUACAAAAAGGUUUCUUCUUCUUCUUCACUUCAGGUGAUAGAAGAUUUCCAUUACUCUUUAGAACUUGGUGUGUCUUCUACCUGUUUGUUUUUUGUUAUUGUUUUGUAGUAGACAUUGUUCUUGUGUAUGAAAAACAUGUGGCUUUACCUGCUCAGUACUUAGUUUCUGAUGUAGUUUCAGCUUGUGUGGGUUUAUUCUUCUGUUACUUUGUGUGUUUUGUGAGGAAUGAGUGUGAAUUUAGCACUCUUGAGGAGACUCUACUGAAUGGUGAUGCCCAUGUUAGUGAUAAUAAGAAAGGGGCUGAAACUGUUACCCCUUAUUCAAAUGCUGGAAUUUUCAGCAUUCUUACAUUCUCUUGGGUUGGUCCUCUUAUUGCUGUUGGCAAUAAGAAGACCUUGGACCUUGAGGAUGUGCCACAACUAGAUAGCAGCGAUAGUGUGGUUCGAGCCUUUCCGAAAUUCAGAGAAAAGGUGGAGACAGAUUGUGGUGCAGUUAACAAUUUGACGACAAUUAAGUUGGUGAAGUUGUUGAUAAUCUCGGAGUGGAAGGAGAUUCUCUUCACAGCAGUUCUUGCAUUGUUGAACACUUUGGCUUCUUAUGUUGGUCCUUAUCUCAUUGAUGCUUUUGUUCAAUACCUUGAUGGACAAAGGCUAUAUGAGAAUCAGGGCUAUGUUUUGGUUUCUACAUUUUUCUUGGCGAAGCUUGUUGAGUGUUUGACUCAGAGGCAUUGGUUCUUUAGGUUGCAGCAAAUUGGACUUCGAAUGCGAGCACUACUUGUGACCAUGAUCUAUAAUAAAUCAUUGACACUUUCAUGUCAAUCAAAGCAAGGCCAUACUUCCGGGGAAGUAAUCAACUUCAUGUCAGUUGAUGCUGAUAGAAUUGGUGUCUUCAGUUGGUACAUUCAUGAUUUGUGGAUGGUAGCUCUGCAAAUUUCUUUAGCCUUGUUGAUUUUGUAUAAAAGCCUUGGCCUUGCUUCAAUUGCUGCAUUUGUUGCAACCAUUGUUGUAAUGUUGGCAAAUGUCCCCUUGGGAUCAUUGCAAGAAAAAUAUCAGGAUAAGUUGAUGGAUUCAAAAGAUAUAAGAAUGAAGGCAACAUCAGAGAUUCUCAGGAACAUGAGGAUUCUCAAACUUCAAGGGUGGGAAAUGAAGUUUCUGGCUAAGAUAACUGAACUCAGGAAAACCGAGCAGGGCUGGUUAAAGAAAUUUGUUUAUACAUCAGCCAUGACCACAUUUGUAUUUUGGGGUGCUCCAACAUUUGUAUCUGUGGCUACUUUUGGAACUUGUAUGCUUAUGGGGAUUCCACUUGAAUCAGGGAAGAUCUUGUCUGCACUUGCUACAUUCCGGAUUCUUCAAGAGCCUAUAUAUAAUCUUCCAGAUACAAUUUCAAUGAUAGCACAAACUAAGGUUUCUGUUGAUAGGAUCUCAUCAUUCCUUCGUCUUGACGACUUGCAGUCCGAUGUUGUAGAGAGGCUUCCUCGCGGUUCUUCUGAUAAAGCAAUUGAAGUGGUAGAUGGAAAUUUCUCUUGGGAUUUAUCUUCACCGAAUGCAACAUUGAAGAACAUAAAUCUCACAGUUCUACAUGGCAUGAGGGUUGCUGUUUGUGGUACUGUAGGAUCAGGCAAGUCUACGUUACUUUCCUGUAUAUUAGGAGAAGUGCCGAAGAAAUCAGGUAUCUUGAAGGUGUGUGGAACAAAGGCCUAUGUUGCACAAUCGCCAUGGAUACAAAGCGGAAAGAUAGAGGAUAAUAUAUUGUUUGGACAGGAGAUGGAUAGGGAAAGGUAUGAGAAGGUACUUGAAUCUUGUUCCUUGAAGAAGGAUCUAGAAGUUUUGUCCUUUGGUGAUCAGACAGUUAUAGGAGAACGCGGUAUCAAUUUGAGUGGAGGACAGAAACAAAGAAUACAAAUUGCUCGUGCCCUUUACCAAGAUGCUGAUAUAUAUUUGUUUGAUGAUCCUUUUAGUGCUGUGGAUGCUCAUACAGGAUCUCACCUCUUUAAGGAAUGCUUGCUUGGCCAACUAAGUUCAAAGACAGUAGUAUAUGUUACUCAUCAAGUAGAGUUCUUGCCAGCUGCUGAUCUCAUCUUGGUCAUGAAAGAUGGGAAGAUUACUCAAUGUGGAAAGUAUAAUGACUUGCUUAAUAGUGGGACUGAUUUCAUGGAACUUGUUGGUGCACACAAGAAAGCAUUGUCUACACUCGAGUCUUUGGAUGGAGGAACAACAUCAGAUGAAAUAAGCACCAUGGAAGAUGGAAGUGUUCCUAGUGCUAAUGGAAGUAUUAAAGAAAAAGAGGCAAACGGAUACGAGCAAAAUGGUAAAACAGAUGAGAAAGAUGAGCUAAAAGGCCAGCUUGUUCAGGAAGAAGAAAGGGAGAAAGGUAGAGUUGGAUUUUCAGUCUAUUGGAGAUACAUCACGACGGCGUAUGGAGGAGCUCUCGUUCCUUUCAUAUUGUUAUCUCAGAUUCUCUUUCAAGUUCUCCAAAUUGGAAGCAACUAUUGGAUGGCUUGGGCAACUCCAGUCUCACAAGAUGUGGAGCCACCUGUUGAAGGAACAACUCUUUUGGCUGUCUAUGUUGCUUUGGCCAUUGGAAGUGCAUUUUGCAUCCUUUCUAGAGCAAUGUUUCUUGCAACUGCUGGUUAUAAGACGGCUACUAUACUUUUCAAUAAAAUGCAUUUCUGCAUCUUCCGUUCCCCAAUGUCAUUCUUUGAUUCCACUCCAAGUGGUCGAAUCCUUAACAGAGCUUCUACUGACCAAAGUGCAGUAGAUACUGAUAUUCCUUAUCAAAUUGGUUCGUUCGCCUUCUCCAUGAUCCAGCUUGUAGGAAUUAUAGCAGUGAUGUCCCAAGUUGCAUGGCAAGUUUUCAUUGUCUUUAUACCUAUGAUAGCAGCCAGCAUAUGGUAUCAGCAAUACUAUAUACCAUCGGCUAGAGAACUAUCACGUUUGGUUGGAGUAUGUAAAGCUCCAAUCAUUCAACACUUUGCUGAAACAAUUUCUGGUACAUCAACCAUCAGAAGCUUUGAUCAGCAGUCUAGAUUUCAGGAAACAAAUAUGAAAUUGACCGACAGCUAUUCUCGGCCAAAGUUUAAUAUUGCUGGUGCUAUGGAGUGGUUGUGCUUCCGAUUAGAUAUGUUGUCCUCUAUCACAUUUGCCUUUUCCUUGAUUUUCUUGAUAUCUAUUCCUCAAGGUGUCAUAGAUCCAGGUAUUGCCGGUUUGGCUGUUACAUAUGGUCUUAACUUAAACAUGAUACAAGCUUGGGUGAUAUGGAAUCUUUGUAACUUGGAGAACAAGAUUAUAUCAGUAGAAAGAAUACUUCAGUACACUUCCAUUCCUAGUGAGCCUCCCCUUGUUAUCGAAGAAAAUCGACCAGCUCCUUCUUGGCCAUCAUAUGGAGAGGUUGAUAUACAUAACUUGCAGGUUCGUUAUGCUUCACACCUUCCACUUGUGUUGCGUGGCCUCACAUGCACAUUUCGCGGAGGACUGAAAACUGGGAUUGUUGGGAGAACAGGAAGUGGUAAAUCAACUCUCAUACAAACACUCUUCCGAAUUGUUGAACCAACCACAGGAGAAGUUAUGAUUGACGGCAUCAACAUCUCUUCAAUAGGACUUCAUGAUUUGAGGUCUAGACUGAGCAUUAUUCCUCAAGAUCCAACCAUGUUUGAAGGGACAGUCAGAAGUAAUCUUGAUCCUCUAGAAGAGUACACAGAUGAACAAAUAUGGGAGGCCCUGGACAAGUGUCAGCUUGGUGAUGAAGUUAGACAAAAAGAAGGAAAGUUGGACUCGCCAGUUAGCGAGAAUGGCGAAAAUUGGAGUAUGGGACAGAGGCAAUUGGUGUGCUUAGGUAGGGUGUUGCUUAAGAAGAGCAAGGUAUUGGUGCUUGAUGAAGCGACUGCAUCAGUUGAUACUGCUACAGACAAUUUGAUACAACAAACUCUUAGGCUACAUUUCGCCGACUCAACAGUCAUAACCAUUGCACAUAGAAUCACUUCUGUUCUUGACAGUGAUAUGGUCUUGCUUCUUCAUCAAGGAUUAAUUGAGGAAUAUGAUUCACCUUCAAAAUUGCUAGAGGAUAGAUCAUCAUCUUUUGCUCAACUUGUUGCAGAGUAUACAAUGAGGUCUAAAUCCACCUUUGAGAAAUCUGCUGAUCAUCACUGAUUGAAAAAGGGUGCAAAAUACCAAAACUUAAAAGUUUCUUGACAAUGACGAAAAUUCAGGGGGAAUUACAAUCUAACUAGUAGAGUAGUAGUGCUCAUGAUUCUUCUGUCAUUUAGAAGUUGUGAUAGAAAAGUGUAUUUAGUAAAACAGAAAUGUUUGGUAACAAAACAUAAUUAGCCGAAAAUAGUUAGAACUUAUUUUAUUUAAUAUUUAUUAAUUCUAGUAAUAAUUGAUAAAACAAGUUCUUAAGCUUAA
Molecule: messenger RNA, 4884 nt
Organism: Arachis stenosperma
Lineage: Eukaryota; Viridiplantae; Streptophyta; Magnoliopsida; Fabales; Fabaceae
Product: ABC transporter C family member 3-like
Exons: 10
Coding region: 145-4629 (1494 amino acids)
Biological process (GO): transmembrane transport
Cellular component (GO): vacuolar membrane; plant-type vacuole
Molecular function (GO): ATP binding; ATP hydrolysis activity; ABC-type transporter activity
Source: RefSeq, a predicted model, not a curated record